Adineta ricciae is the source of this 312-nucleotide messenger RNA. The record is from the annotation of a GenBank genome assembly. Lineage: Eukaryota; Metazoa; Rotifera; Eurotatoria; Adinetida; Adinetidae.
AUGGCUUGGAUCCGAGUGAUAUUUCGUCAUCACUAUGCUGUUCCUCCACGGUUAAACCAAAAAGACGAAAGCAGUAAUGGUAGCCUAAGUGAAUCAACAACUCUUGAGCCAGCUGUCGAAUUAGAUGCGUAUCUGAAUGAUCUUUUGCAUGCAAGUUUUUCUUAUUAUUGGUUUAAUUCUCAGCUGCACAUGUUAAAAAAAUUAGUCAAAUGCAUCGUCUCCAUUCAAGCAUCUUCAGCACCUAUCGAACGCGUCUUUUCACAAGCUGGUAUCAUAUUUACAAACAAGAAAACAAACUUGAGCGAAAAAUGA